CAUUCAGUACUUACUUUGCGCUUCCCUUGGUAAAACCUGACCGUGACUAAAUCACGCUGAAUAUAUCGUUAGAACUCGAAUGCCAAAAAAUGCAUCGAUUCACGAUAAUAUUGGUUGCUAUAGUCGUUCCCAAUCUAAUUCCUGCGAUUAGCGGUCAUGGAAUGGUUCUAGAUCCGAUUGCCCGUGGAUCGCGGUGGCGAUGUGAUUCGAGCGCAGAAGUGAAUUACGAUGAUAACGCUUUAUACUGCGGAGGUUACGCUGAACAGUGGGACAAAAACAAUGGCAAAUGUGGUCUCUGUGGUGAUAACUUUGCCGACUCCUUGCCCCGGUUACACGAACUCGGUGGACGUUUCGGCGAAGGUAACAUUGUCCGAAACUACACCGUUGGGGCCGUAAUUCAGGUGAACGUUAAGAUUACAGCAAAUCAUCGAGGAUAUUUCCAGUUCAACUUGUGUGAUUUGAGUAACGGCGGACAGGAAAAUGAAGCCUGUUAUGAAAAGUAUCCGUUGCUGGACGCUGAAGGUCGACGAAAGUGGUAUCUUAACUCAACGUUGACCGGGCAGUACAGUGUGGAACUGAAGCUACCGGACAAUCUGGCCAGUGAACAUUGUGUUUUACAGUGGACGUAUGUGGCUGGUAACAAUUGGGGUUUCUGCGAAGAUGGAACUGGUAAGCUCGGCUGUGGAGCGCAGGAAAAUUUCCGUACCUGUUCUGAUAUCGGCAUCUACAGUAGCAGCGACCCCCGGUUGAACGAAUCUUACUCAUACUGUUCCUCAGCACCACGAUCGUUGAAUUGGAUAUUUGACAACAUCCCCGUCGAUGAGCCAAUGCCGGAAGCCGACGAAGAUAUAGUUUUCUGACUCAAGUGGGACCUGGGAAGUGUGGCAAAAAGUACACAUUACAGCUCAAUUCCUCUACAUAGAACUAUCAGUUAUCUCUCCGAACUUGAAUAUUAGUUGUUUUAAUCACUGUAUUUAUUGAAGUGCAAUACAGGAAAGCACUUAACCUUCUGACGCAUUUACAACACCGAACAAAUAGAUGAAAUACAGGGUGGUCAUCCGAAAUGGAAAGUGAUGUAAAAGUCUUUCAUCAAAAUUAUAUUCUAAUUAGCUUUAAUCUAUAUAAAAUUCAUGUACUUCCAAUAUAACAUGUAGUUAUAACAUAUAACGGAAAAGAUGGAAAUAAAAGUAUUCAUGUAGUACUGAUA
Malaya genurostris is the source of this 1207-nucleotide messenger RNA. RefSeq lists its product as uncharacterized. Bases 90 to 860 code for a protein of 256 amino acids. NCBI's taxonomy places the organism in Eukaryota, Metazoa, Arthropoda, Insecta, Diptera, Culicidae. The record is from RefSeq and is a predicted model, not a curated record. The transcript has 2 exons.